Messenger RNA from Rhizophagus irregularis DAOM 181602=DAOM 197198, 1578 nucleotides. RefSeq lists its product as uncharacterized. NCBI's taxonomy places the organism in Eukaryota, Fungi, Glomeromycota, Glomeromycetes, Glomerales, Glomeraceae. The record is from RefSeq and is a predicted model, not a curated record.
AUGUCAAAUCUCAAUAAAGAUAUUUUACUUUAUAUUUUUGAAGAAUUAUUUGAAGAUAAAAAUUCUUUAUAUUCAUGCCUAAGAGUUAAUAGAUUAUGGUGUGAAACUGCUGUAACAAUUUUAUGGAAGGAUCCUUGGAUAUUUUUAAAUAGAACUCUUACUUUGAAACUUCAAAAAAGGGCAAAUAUAUUUUUCAAUAUUAUCUUUUUAAAUUUAUCUGAGGAAUCAAAAAAUUAUUUAUUAAGUGAAGGUAUUGAUAUUUUUAAGGAUUUAUCAUUACAAAAAAGUCCUUUAUUUGAUUAUAUUAGUUUUAUUAAAUAUAUUAAAAAUCAAUAUUGUUAUAUGACUAUUAAUGGUAAAAAUAUUUAUGAUAUUUUAUUUAAGAAUGAUUAUAAUGAUUCUCAAAGAUUUAUAUUGGAAAAAGAAAUUUAUAAACUUUUUGUUAGUAAAUGUUCUAGAAUAAAAUAUUUGGAUAUUACCGAUUUCAAACAUCCUUUAUACGAAUUUCCUGGUUCUGAAAAAAGUCUUUUAGAACUUAAUGAAUUAAAUUGUAGAAGUGAUGAUGAUUCUGAAUUAUUUUUUGGUUUGGCUCAUAUAUGUAAAUCUAUUGAGUCUUUUCAUAUUUUACAUAAUUAUUCAAAUGAUGGACUUGCUAAAUUAAUUGAAAUGCAACAAAAAUUAAAAUAUCUUAAAAUUGAUGAACCAACUUAUGUAUCACAUAAUGAUAAGUUAUCAAAUUGUAACAUUGGUCAAGAAAUAAUAAAACAUGCUCAUAAUCUUAUUUAUUUAUCAAUAGAAAGGGAUUUGGAAUUUUUUGAAACACUUUUUGCAAAAUUAAUUAAUAUACAAAAAUUAAAAUUAUGUGGUACCAGUGAUAAAUGGAUUAGUUUAAAUUUGGAUAAACAUUUAGAAUUUGUUUAUUCUGAACUUCAAGUUCUUAAUGUAUCUCAAAUAACUUAUUCUAUUGCUAUAGAAAUUAUUAAGAAAACUACUGGAAGUAUUCAAAAAAUUUGGGCAGAUUCUAUGCAUAUUAGGAAUUUAUCAUUAAAUAGUAAUACUGGUCAUUUUAUUCAAUGUAUAUCUCAAUUUUGUCCUAAUCUUAAAUAUGUUAGAAUUGCUUUAAAUGAUGAUUAUCUUGAUAAACUUGAAUCACUUUUAACUAAUUGUAAAUUAUUGGAAGGUUUAUAUAUUUAUAAAGACAAAAUAACAUUUACUACUAUUAAUAUGUCAUUAUUACAAAAUCAAAGAUCAUCUACAUAUAAUAAUAUUAAUCCAUCAUUUACUGAUAAGUUAUUGGAUAAAUUAAUUAGAUUUGCACCAAGAACUUUAUAUAAAAUUGGAAUCAAUUAUUGUAAUUUUAAAAUAACGGUAUUGGAUAGGUUUUUUAAUCAUUGGAAAGGUAGAAAAACCUUACAUUUAUAUUCUAUUGUUGAUAAAGAUUCUAAUGAUUGUUUUUAUAAUUUAAAUUAUAUAAAUGAGAUGAAAAAUUUGAUUGAAAAAUAUACAAAUGAAGGUGUGAUUAAGAAAUUUCAAAAUUGUAAUUUUAAUGAUGAUAAAGAUUUUAAAUGGUGUUAUUAA